This is a messenger RNA of Alternaria alternata, 1077 nucleotides long. RefSeq lists its product as hypothetical. NCBI's taxonomy places the organism in Eukaryota, Fungi, Ascomycota, Dothideomycetes, Pleosporales, Pleosporaceae. The record is from RefSeq and is a predicted model, not a curated record. The transcript is spliced from 3 exons. The coding region runs from base 274 to 975 and encodes 233 amino acids.
UCAAUUGCCUUUCAAUUCAUUACAUUGAGCGUGUAGUAGAGAUGGAAGUAUUGCUCGAGUGGCGGGUUAUACGGGUUGCACUCCAAGUUUGGCUGACAUAAGCCCCGUUGAACGGAGGGAAACAACUGGCCGCGGUUUCGCGACGCAAUACGCGCCCCAUGCCCACUGCGCAACGCUCGUUAUGACGGACACCUAUACAUGUGGCAACCUUCGCAUUUGCACAGUACCUAACCGUCGGUACUUACUGCUCUACGCAUUUACAAAAAAGGGGGCAUGUUGGAUAGAGAACCCAGGGGUGGUCGCGGCUUCCGACGCGGCAAAGGACUGGGUAGAGGCAAGACACAGAUAUGGGAGUGGGAAUCAUACACACCUGGCGCUGAAGUCUACGAACAGCUAUGGCGCGUUCGCAAGGAGCCUGCAAUCGUUACCGCACGGCUUCCUGACGACUGCCCCAUACCGAAUGCGCGAACACGAAUACUCUACCGUCGGCAGACCGAGGAUGCUAUAAAGCGAGAGCGAUACGCUGUAGAGAUAACACACAUCAGCCAACCUGAAAACAGACAUGAUAGCAUUGAUCGCACGGAGGUUGAGGAUGUGGACUUUACACGUAUCAUGCAGUACGUGUCUCCGGCCGAACUGGAGCGCUAUGAAACAGAGCAGUUCAGACUCGAGGCAGAGGCCGAGGCAGUCGCGAUACGCACAGAAGCUGAGGAUCUAGCACGUCGACAACUGCAUAAGAAUACAAAGCUACCAAGCAACAACAGAGGAAGUCGUAUGCUCAGUGGGCUGGAACUUCCUGUCAUUUUGCCCACAAGAGCUAGAGACAGCCAAUUCAGACAUCUUCCGGUGUGGCCCGUUCAGCCUUUGUUGCCAACAGCGCCCUGCCUGUAUCAUCAAUACCAACGAGACUUUCUACUUCUCUUCCUCAGCAGGGACAUACAGGGCUUUCGGAUCCGAAUAAGGACGUGGGCCUAGCCCGGGCUAGCCGCGAUGCAAAGCCUCUGUCCAACACCUCAGACGACAUGCUUCUACACACACCGCUUCUCUUUGAUCAGUCGUCGACUACAGUGUCUAACU